Molecule: messenger RNA, 891 nt
Organism: Enterobius vermicularis (human pinworm)
Lineage: Eukaryota; Metazoa; Nematoda; Chromadorea; Rhabditida; Oxyuridae
Source: the annotation of a GenBank genome assembly
CGUACUAUCAACAAAAUAUCUGCGAGUGACGUAAGAGCAUUUCUGGACGAGAUCGCCAGAAAAGAUGUAAAUGGAAUGGACCAGAAUGAUGCCGCUGCCGUUGAUAAAGAGCUCCAAGCAGUAGUUGAUAAUAUGCGCGCCGCAGACGUGGACAAGCCAACUGACUAUGAGAUUAACUGGGGAAACAAACGUUCUGGAACCGCGGAUACCACCAAAACACCGCUUUACACCAGAGUUAAUGAAGACCUCUUUCAAAGACCAGUUUACAAAGCCUUGAUCAAGAUGUAUGACGCCAAGGUGUUCUCUCCAGACGUUUGUGUUAAAGAGCCCGACAUGAACGGUUUCAGAAAGCAGUACAUUCUUAAUGUAUUUGACACCUUCACAAACACAACUGUUUUCCAAUUAGCUUUCAAAUAUCUACAGAGCAUUGGCAAAGCUGGAGACUGGGCAUCAUUCCGACCGAAAUUGUGGACACUAUGGAUGGGUACUUACAGUCGAUGCUCAGGAACCCUGGGAAGCUCAGGAUUUGAACAUGUAUUCUCUGGCGAAUGGAAAGGUUCGAAAGUUGACGGUCAUCACAGCUGGGUGAACUACUACCGACAAGAGAAGGCUGGCGAUAUUAACUACCACGGCUACGUCUCCUACGAUGACAAACUCACUGGCACAUUCCAAUAUACUUGGGGAAAAUACUUGAAGAAAACCGGUGGCUUCAACACUGGAACUUCACCAGGCAUGCCUUUUGACUUCUCACUAUUCUCAAUUUGCGCCUUGACGAAGACGGGUGGAAAAUGUAGGUAUAACCUCGAUGGAUUCCCAAUGGGUGUUACCGCAUACGUCCAAAGCUGUAACGAAGGAACAUGUUUGUCUACCGCGUAUCCAACGAACAACUAA